Molecule: messenger RNA, 4504 nt
Organism: Conger conger (European conger)
Lineage: Eukaryota; Metazoa; Chordata; Actinopteri; Anguilliformes; Congridae
Gene: add1
Product: adducin 1 (alpha)
Exons: 17
Coding region: 170-2536 (788 amino acids)
Biological process (GO): barbed-end actin filament capping; positive regulation of establishment of endothelial barrier; positive regulation of adherens junction organization
Cellular component (GO): adherens junction; plasma membrane; postsynaptic density
Molecular function (GO): actin filament binding
Source: RefSeq, a predicted model, not a curated record
CCAGUCAAAGGGUAUGAGAGGGGCGGAGCGACGUUAGACAACUAGCCAAAGCAGACCUUUUGAAAACAGAGGGGUAGUGGAUAAAAAUAGUGAAAAUUUCGAGCUAGAUCCAAUCGAAGAGGAGCUGCCCAUUAGUUAUUUCCAUCGUAACCUGGGAGCAAAGACCACGAUGAACGGUGACUCGAGCUCCGGGGUGGUGACGGCCCCUCCACCCACCACCGCCCCGCACAAGGAGCGCUACUUCGACCGCGUGGACGAGAGCAGUGCGGAGUACCAGCGCGAGAGGAACAUGGCCCCCGACCUGCGGCAGGACUUCAACAUGAUGGAGCAGCGCAAGAGGGUGUCCAUGAUCCUGCAGAGCCCGGCAUUCUGCGAUGAGCUGGAGACCAUGAUCCAGGACCAGCUGAAGAAGGGGAAGACCCCCACCAGCCUGCUCGCCCUGCAGCAGAUCGCAGACUACAUGACCACCAGCAUCCCCACCAUGUUCCCAGCUACGCCACAGGGAGGCAUGGCUGCCCUCAACAUGAGCCUGGGCAUGGUGACCCCGGUGAAUGACCUGCGGGGGUCGGACUCCAUCGCCUAUGAGAAGGGCGAGAAGCUUCUGCGCUGCAAGCUGGCUGCCUUCUACCGCCUCACCGACCUCUUCAGCUGGUCCCAGCUCAUCUACAACCACCUCACUGUCAGACUGAACUCAGAACAAGAGCGUUUCCUGAUCGUCCCAUUUGGCCUUCUGUACAGCGAGGUCUCUGCCUCCAGUCUGGUGAAGAUCAACCUGCAGGGGGAGAUAGUGGACCGCGGGAGCACCAACCUGGGCGUGAACCAGGCCGGGUUCACCCUGCAUUCUGCCAUCUACGCUGCCCGGCCCGACAUCAAGUGCGUCGUGCACAUCCACACUCCGGCUGGGGCCGCGGUUUCAGCUAUGAAGUGCGGCCUGUUGCCCAUUUCUCCAGAGGCGCUGUCCCUUGGGGAAGUGGCAUACCACGACUACCACGGCAUCCUUGUGGACGAGACCGAGAAAGUCAUGAUUCAGAAGAACCUGGGACCCAAGAGCAAGGUUCUCAUUCUGAGGAAUCAUGGACUCGUCUCUGUUGGGGAGACCGUGGAAGAAGCCUUCUACUACAUUCACAAUCUGGUCACAGCUUGUGAGAUUCAGGUGCGCACCAUGGCCAGCGCUGGAGGCCCGGAUAACCUGGUUCUGCUGGACCCAGUGAAGUACAAGGCCCGUCCCCGCUGCACUGAGCCCGUCGGCGAAGGCACCGGCUCCCAGCCCAAGUGGCAGGUCGGGGAGCAGGAGUUUGAAGCUCUCAUGAGGAUGCUGGAUAACCUGGGGUACAGAACAGGAUACCCCUACCGGUGCCCCGCCCUACGCGACAAAGGUAAAAAGUACAGUGACGUCGAGAUCCCCCCGUCUGCCACGGGAUACUCGUACGCAGAGGACAGUGAGUCAGGCGCGCGCUCCCCUCUCAAGCACAGCUUUCAGAGGCAGCAGCGCGAGAAGACGCGGUGGCUCAACUCGGGCCGUCCCGACGAGGCCUAUGAAGAAGGCCCGGACGGCGGCAGCCCCAAGGCGAAGACUAAGGUGUGGACGAACAUAACACACGAUCACGUGAAACCCUUGCUGCAGUCUCUCUCGUCCGGUGUCUGCGUGCCAAGCUGUAUUACCAACUGCUUGUGGACAAAGGAGGAGGGGCUUCGACAGGCUGCUGUGGCCAAUCAGUUUGUGCCCCUGAACACAAACCCCAAAGAGGUCCAGGAGAUGAGAAACAAGAUCCGUGAGCAGAACCUCCAAGACAUCAAAACGGCCGGGCCUCAGUCCCAGGUACUCUGUGGACCUGUGGUGGACCGUUCCUACGUGCAGAGAGUCGCCGUGUGGCAGGAUGUUCCUCUGUCUGACUGUACGGAAACUAUUGAAGGCCUCGAUCUCUCUGAGCAGGCCAAAAGCCCCACUCAGUCUUUUAGAAAGGGGGAGCUGGUGACCGCAUCCAAAGCCAUCAUCGAGAAGGAGUACCAGCCACGCGUCAUCGUCAGUAAGACUGGACCAAACCCCUUCAACAAGCUGACCGACCAGGAGCUGGAGGAGUACCGCAAGGAGGUGGAGCAGAAGCAGAAGGGCCCAGAAGACCAGUUGCAGGACACUGUGGAGGAGGUGAAGGGGCAGAGCCCGACUCGCACCCCGCCCAGCACGCCAAUCAGAGCUGAGGAAGAGUCUCAGCAGGAGCAGACCUUCAAGGACGAGAGUGACGCCGCCACUUUAAGACAGACUCUCCCCGACCUGACCCCGGACGAACCCUCCGAAGCCCCCGUCUUCCCCCCUGACAACCCUGCCCCAGAGCCAACCGAGGAGACACCCCAGCCCGAGGAACCAGAGCCCCCAGCUGCCCCUGAUGCCCCUGAUGCCCCUGAUGCCCCUGAGGACCCUGCAGCAGCAGCGGACCCGGGCAGCGACGAGUCCCCCAGCAAGUCUCCCUCCAAGAAGAAGAAGAAGUUCCGCACUCCCUCCUUUCUGAAGAAAAACAAGAAGAAGGCCGAGUCCUAAUCCUCUGCGUCGCUCAGGCAACAGGCCACACCUUCAAUUUGAUUAUUCCAUUUGUUUGGCUUAUCUAGUGUUCACCUCUAGUGUGUGCCAAUUUAAAAAAAAGGGUCAGAUUGCCUAAGAUUUUAACACAGUCGCUUCUAGUGGUGAAUGACUGCAUUAUGUGUGGUCAAGUGCAGUUCUGUGGCUUGUUGCGCAUGUAUAUUUAGGUCCACACUCGAAGUGAGCAGUAGACUUCUUUCCAUUUUUUUUGUAUUACUAAACCCAAUUAACCAUUAGUAUGUAUUGGGCUGUAUCGAAACUGUCUUUUUUUUUUUUUUUUAAACAGGGAAUGCAAAAAAAUAUAUACUGUCAUUUACCUGGUGAUAAUCCAUGAUUUUAAAAAUACAAACAAAAUGCACGGUGCUAAUUCUUCAUGUCCAAUAGCAUUGAACCUUUUUGUUCUGGAGCUACAGGUGAUUUUGGGGUCCAAGGAAGGUGUUCUUUCUCUGCAUUAAUAUAUAGGAUAUCAUGGCCUUAUGUCCAAAUGGUAAAAGCAUUUAUACUCCAUAUUAAUAUACUCCCAACAUCUUGCUUCAGUGAUAAGUAGACUGCAGUUGCUGAUUUGUCUGGAUAUUUUCAGGAUUAGAAAAGCACUGGGUAAAUAUAAAUAAGCGAUGCAGCUCAUUGAAAGAAAACCAGAAAAUGUAAUCCUGAAGGAAAUUGUUUCUAUGGCUUUAGUUGCUAUGAAGCAUGGCAGCACUGCUUUACCCGACUGUCCCAUUUCCCAAAUGUACAUUUUUAAGUUUCUUAAGAAAUAUGUGGCUUUCUCUUUGCCAUCAUACAAGAGAAAUACCAGAGAAAUACCUGUGGGAAUUCAUAAUGGCAACAAAAAAAAAAAUGUAAUUUUGCUUUAUUCUCUGUUUGGUUUCUUUAGAUUAAUUUAGUUUGGAUUAGUUAAUAAUCCGCCUGGUUUUUUUGGAGCUGUUCUUGUAUUGCCUAUAUUGCGUCCUGAGCCAUCAUCUCAAAUGUUCAAACUGUUCAAACUCAUCUGUAAGCAUUAGAAAAACACUGGUACGAAGGCAGCGGCACACUACCCCUGUGUUUCUAAACCAAUGGUUUCUGAGUGCAAUAAGUUGAUUGGUUCAUCUUCUGAAGAUAAUGUACACUAGCUGCGCAAAACAUUAGUAGCCGAUGAUAGACUUCAGUACAGAAUAAUGUGGUGCCUUCCUGUGUUUGCACGUCCAGCUCAUGUCGGAUUGUCAGCUCUGGGGCUUUCACCAUCUUGUUUGGCUAUGUGUGUGAUGCCCGAUCAAGACUGAGUACACCUUCAAUAUGCACUAGCUGUCGUAGUUUAGCCCGUCCGUUUUCUGGCGUUUCAGUGAUACAUUUACUGGCAAAAGUCCCAAGCUAGAAAGUGGGUUCCACAUCUUGGACAUUUGACUUUUUUGAGGGGCCUGCUGUUACACUUUCAUUGAACUCCAAGAUGCCAUUGAGCCAUUACCAUUAACGCCUUUCACUUCAAAAUUACUUGGACACAAUAAUAUUACAGAGGCAAAUUAACACUAUCGGAUACAUGCCUUGGGCAGGCAUUGACAUGGGAUGAAUGUCAAUUACACUUGAUCAUUGUGAAGCUUGGUGAAAACCACUAUAAAGCGGUCAUGUGUUUUGUGUAAAACGGCAACAUGUUUUUGAAGGACUGCAUGGCAUAAAAGGCUUAAAGCUUGUAUAGUCUUUGUACAUUGACUGCAACCCUCUUUCCUUUGCUAUAUUGUGCUUUAUUGACUUGUUUAAGUAAUAACAGUACUAAGCCAUUUGUCACAUAUCUGUUGAGUCACUUAGAUAUUGAGUUCUGUUUUAUGAACGCAGUUACUUUAAACCUUGUAUUAUCUGCACUAUUUUCAAUACAUCUAUGUGCUAUACCAUCCCUUCCACAUUUUUCCUGGCACUGUUUUAUUUCAUCCUUGAAUAAAAAGCUUCCUUUGAAACCAA